Molecule: messenger RNA, 858 nt
Organism: Lycium ferocissimum
Lineage: Eukaryota; Viridiplantae; Streptophyta; Magnoliopsida; Solanales; Solanaceae
Exons: 3
Coding region: 1-858 (285 amino acids)
Biological process (GO): DNA integration
Molecular function (GO): nucleic acid binding
Source: RefSeq, a predicted model, not a curated record
AUGACAGAUUAUUUUUCAAAAAGGGUAGAGGCAAAGGCAUAUAAAAAGAUCCAAGAAAAUGAGGUAAUAGAUUUUAUUUGGGACCAUAUCAUAUGCAAGUUCAGGGUGCCAAGGGAAAUCACAUGCAAUAAUGGUCCUCAGUUCGUGGGGGAAAAGAUCACCGAGUUCCUAGAGAGGUUGAAGAUCAAGCGUAUAGCCUCCUCCCCGUACCACCCAUGCGCGAAUGGUCAGGCAAAAUCCACCAACAAGAUCUUGGUCCAGAACAUCAAGAAGAAACUGAAAGAUGCCAAAGGAAGGUGGCCAGAGGAAUUGCUCGGAGUGUUAUGGGCAUACAGGACCACAGCUAAAACCAGCAUCGAGGAAACUCCGUUCUUCGUGGUGUAUGGGGCAGAAGCCCUAAUACCCAUAGAAAUUGGAGAGCCUAGCAUCAGGUACACCCAUACUACGAAGGAGUCCAACCAGGAAGUAAUGGCAAUUAAUCUAGAUAUGUUAGAAGAGCACAGGGAGAAGGCGCUCAUAAGAAUGGUGGCACAAAAGCAGAGGGUCGAAAGAUAUUUUAACAGAAAGACGAAUUUGAAAGACUUCAAGGGUGGUGAUUAUGUCCUACGACCUAGGAUGUCUAUGCAGGGACUGCCCCUAGAAGGACAUGUUACAAUUCAACCCGGGAUGCGCGUUGCACUCUUUUCCUUAACCGAGGUUUUGUCCCAAAUGGGUUUUACCAGUAAGCUCCAAGGUGGUCCUCAGGGCUUAAAGACCCUUUAUUCUCUAUCCGGAGCUAGACAAGAUCAUCUUGAAGGCGCUGGUUCUGCUCCGUCAGUUUCUCCAAAUCACGAGAGGAAGAAGGAGGCAUGCCCUUGA